Solanum stenotomum is the source of this 417-nucleotide messenger RNA. RefSeq lists its product as uncharacterized. NCBI's taxonomy places the organism in Eukaryota, Viridiplantae, Streptophyta, Magnoliopsida, Solanales, Solanaceae. The transcript has 2 exons. Bases 1 to 417 code for a protein of 138 amino acids. The record is from RefSeq and is a predicted model, not a curated record.
AUGGCACCUUAUGAAGCUUUAUAUGGAAGGAAGUACAGAUCACCAAUUGGGUCAUAUGAGAUUAUUCGAAGAGUUGGCCAAGUUGCAUAUGAGUUAGAGCUACCUCAGGAGCUUUCAGCAGUUCUUUCGGUGUUUCAUGUCUCAAUGCUUCGGAAGUGCGUAGGUGACCCAUCAUAUAUCACUCCUAUUGAAGAUGUACAAGUUACAGGGGAUCUCACCUAUGAAGAAGUACCUAUUGCUAUUCUGGAUCGUCAGGUUAAAACGCUAAGGAAUAAAAAAAUGGCUUCAGUAAAGCUGCUUUGGAGAAACCAACAAGUAGAAGAAGUAAUGAGGGAAGUUGAGGAAGUGAUGAAAUCCAAGUACCCUUAUUUAUUUGAACCUAAAGGGGAAGUCCAAGGUGCAGAAUGGGGGAAUUAA